CCUUCCCUCAGAGAUUCAGCCUGUAAUUCAUGUCCCUGAUGUCCUCAACAUGUUCUCUAUUGUUUGCAAUAGAUGAAUAAUUAGAGCCAGUGGCAUCAGAUGGAAUGCAGCUUGACUCCAGCCUCACUGCAGCCCAGGCAGAGCUGAGCUGACACUGCUGAUGGCAUCAGAAGCAGAUGCUCUGAAGUAUUAGUGUCUGUUUUGUGACAUUAACUUUGCUUAGUGGAUUCCAUGGAGGCAGCAUAGUUCUUGUUAGAAAGGAGCAAUGUUCCCCAGCAACAUAAGACCUGAAGGAGACAAAUGCCUAAUGGCCUGAAUGAAGAAAAAAAUGCCUGUUAUUCUGAAAGAGCAGGUCCUGAAGAUAGAUAUGCAAAACCAGCAGCUAAAGGAAGCCUCACAGGCGCCCCAGAAACAAACUUGCCCCAUAAAUCACAUCCGCUGAAGGUGCUGGAGGACACUUAGUAUACUUGGUGUGUACUGAGCUAUAUGCCCCCCAAUCCAGUCCUGGAUUGAGCUGUGGAAAUACAGGACCCUGGCCUUGGAGCGUAGGAACUACAUUACCCAGAAGGCCCGGCGUGGAAUGACAAUGGGCUGAGCCAAUGGAGGCUCAGGAAAGGCGUUUCCGCUUGGCCACUUCUGUGGGGCGGGACGGGUAGGCCUCCUGGCGGGGUUUUGUCUUCUCUCAGUUUUAUUCUCAGGCGGUCAGGGGCUCCUGGUCGCAGAGUCCCGUGGAGAAGGCUGGAGAGUGGUGCUCCCCGCCUCACAGCCCAUGGUGGGAGCCUGCAGGGGUGCGCACAGCUCACCUGUGGGAUUGAAGCUCCCAGUCGCUCUCAGGGCCCGGCCAGGGACCGCCAUUCCCGCAGCGGCCUCUCUCCGGGGGCUCAGGCCCAGCUCUGCCCACAGAGUCCAAUGGCGGCGCCCGAGCUGAGUUGCAGGUCUGAGGUUGGCGUGACCUUUGAGGACAUUGCCCUGUACUUCUCCAGGGAGGAAUGGAGCCUCCUUGAUGAGGGUCAGAGACAGCUGUACCUGAAUGUGAUGCUGGAGAACUUUGAACUUCUAUCCUCCCUGGGUUGCUGCUGUGGAGCAGAGAAUGUGGAGGCACCAACUGAACAGAAUGUUUCUGUAACAUUGUCACAGACAAGGAAUCCCAAGUUAGCCUUGUCUUCCCAGAAGAGCCACAGUGAGAGUUGUAGACUAGUUUUGGGAAACAUUUUCAAAUUGACUGAGCUGCAGGGAACACAAUAUGGACAGACACUGUUGGGGAAUGGGGCAGGUGCAAAAAAGCUCUUUUUCAAAGAAUUUCACCAGCAGCAUGUGAGAAAGAAGACUUUGAUUAGAGAUGUGGACAGGACCUCACUUACAAAUGGCUGCAAUUUGGACGUGUCCCAGAAUCAUUUUACCUGGGGGAAACUUGGGCAGGGCAUUCUUACUGGGUCAGGGCAUGUCCACCAAGAGACUACUCAGACCAGGGAAAGGCCAAAUGAUAUUUUGAAGUGUGGGGUGACAUUUCAAAGGAAAAAAGAUUAUUACAUCAGAAAAGAAUGCGAAGAAGACAUUGGCUGCAAUGACACGUUUAUUCAAGACAAGGGUGUCCAUGCUGGAAGUGGGUGUUUUGUUAGCUGUGAGUAUGGAAAAUAUUUUACUAAGUGUUCUAGCUUUCAUUAUCAGAGACUUCAUACAGGAGAAAGGUCUUAUGAGUGCAGUAAAUGUGGGAAAUCUUUUAAUAGUAGCAAUCAACUUCAUUAUCAUCAGACAGUUCACACUGGAGAAAAGCCUUAUAAAUGCACUGAAUGUGGAAAAUCUUUUACCACUAGCAGUAACCUUCGUUGUCAUCAGAGGGUUCACAAUGGUGAAAAGCCUUAUCAGUGCAGUGCGUGUGGGAAAGCUUUUACCACAAUGCAAAGCCUUUGUCAUCACCAGAGACUUCACACUGGAGAAAGGCCUUAUGAGUGCAGUGAAUGUGGAAAAUCUUUUACCAUUGGCAGUAACCUUCAUUGUCAUCAGAGAGUUCACACAGGAGAAAAGCCUUAUAAAUGCAGUGAAUGUGGGAAAGCUUUUACGAGGAUGCAAAACCUUUGUCGUCACCAGAGACUUCACACUGGAGAAAGGCCUUAUGAGUGCAGUGAGUGCGGGAAAUCUUUUACCACUAGCACUGCCUUUUGUUGUCAUCAGAGAAUUCAUACUGGAGAAAGCCGUUAUCAGUGCAGUGAAUGUGGGAAAUCUUUUACCACUAGCAGUAACCUUCGUUGUCAUCAGAGAGUUCACACUGGAGAAAAGCCUUAUAAAUGCAGUGAAUGUGGGAAAGCUUUUACCAAUAGCACUGAUUUUUGUCGUCAUCAGAGAUUUCAUACUGGAGAAAGACCUUAUCAAUGCAAUGAAUGUGGGAAAUCUUUUACUGAUAACAGCAACCUUCAUUGUCAUCAGAGGGUUCACACUGGAGAAAAGCCUUAUAAAUGCAGUGAAUGUGAGAAAGCUUUUACUAGUAGCACUAAACUUUGUCGUCAUCAGAGAGUACACACUGGAGAAAGGCCUUAUCAUUGCAGUGAAUGUGGGAAAUCUUUUAUCACAAGCACUGACCUUCGUUGUCAUCAGAGAGUUCACACUGGGGAAAGGCCUUAUCAGUGCAGUGAAUGUGGGAAAUCUUUUACCAGUAGCAGUACACUCCGUAAUCAUCAACGUUCUCACACUGGAGAAAGGCCUUAUCAUUGUAGGGAAUGUGGGAAAUCUUUUAUCACUAGCACUCAACUUCGUUGUCAUCAGAGAGUUCACUCUGGAGAAAGGUCUUCUCAGUGUAGUGAAUGUGGGAAAUCUUUUAUUACUAGCACUCACCCUAAUUGUAAUCAGAGAAUUCACACUGGAGAAAGGCCUUAUAAAUGCAGUGAAUGUGGGAAGUCUUUCACCAGGUCAGAUAGUCUUCAUGAUCAUCAGAGAGUUCAUUCUGGAGAAAGGCCUUAUGAAUGCAGUGAAUGUAGUAAAUCUUUUACACGUAGAAAUGGCCUCCGUGAACAUCAGAGAGUUCACACUGGAGAAAAGCCUUAUAAAUGCAGGGAAUGUGGUAAAUCUUUUUCCAGUAGGGGCGGCCUCCAUAAUCAUCAGAAAGUUCACUCUGGAUAAAGGCCUUAUGUGUGCAAUUAAUGUGAGGGAUCUUUCAGCCAAUCUUCUAUCUUUGCUUUGCGCAUAUGAAUUCAUAUGAAAAAUUUCUUAUGUGUGUAGAAAAUGUAGUUUUUUUGUUAGGUCUUAACAAUAUGGCAAACUUUGUGAAAUCUCAUUAAUCUGAAUUGAAUCACAUACAUUUAAACACAAACAUUAUUGAAAGUUCCCUUAAGUGUUACUGUUUUUUUUUUGUGUGUGUGUGUUUAUUAUUCUGGAAGUGUAUGUAUCUAUUUUGCACUUUCUUUUUUAAAAUAUUUUUAUUGAUUUCAGUGAGGAACGGAGAGGCUAAGAUAGAAACAUCAAUGAUGAGAGGGAAUCAUUGAAUGGCUGCCUCUUAAACUUACCCUACAUCAAGGGUGGGCAACCUUUUUGUGAGUGCGUGCCAAAACCAGCAAAAUCUCUGACUCAAAAUUCUUCUGCGUGCCAACCCUAAUUUUUUGAGAACAUGUUACACCUACUUGAUAUCUCUUAAGGUGUACAUAUGUGAGGAACCUUGAAGAAAUAAUAAAAUUCAUUCGAGCGACAAAAACACAGUAUAUGAUGAUGAAAUAAAAAAGUCGAUAUUAAGCAAAAAAUCGUAAAUGGAAGAUUAUAAGAGAGGGUUUCGCGUGCCAGCAAAAGUUACUGGCGUGCCAUGUUUGGCAUGCGUGCCAGGGGUUGUCCACCCCUGCCCUACAUGGUAUCAUGCCCACAAUCUGGGCAUUUGCCCUUGAUUGUAAUUGAACCCUGGACCCUUCCCUCUCACCUGACCCCAUCAGAGAUGUCUGCCUGUUCUCUAUGGGUCUGUUUCUAUAGUGUGUUCUUUCUCUUAGCAUAAUGUUCAGAUGCAGUUAUUUGUGAUGAUACCUUAAGGCAGUAGUUCUCAACCUUCUGGCCUUUAAAACAGUUCCUCAUGUUGUGACCCCCAACCAUGAAAUUAUUUUCGUUGCUCCUUCAUAACUGUAAUGUUGCUACUGUUAUGAAUCAUAAUGUAAAUAUCUGAUAUGCAGGAUGGUCUUAGCUGACCCCUGUGAAAGGGUCGUUCAAACUCCAAAGGGGUCGCGACCCACAGGUUGAGAACCGCUGCCUUAAGGAGACUCAGUCCAGACUCCAGUUGUGACUUUUGUGACCCAGCCAGUAUUCCUGUUGGUUUGGGUGAAAAUUCUUUAUUGUUAUAUUUUCUGUUACUGGGCGAGACUCUCGCCCAGAGGGAAUAAGAAGGUGGAUUGAAUAUAGAUUUACCAAACCUAUUUUUCCAAUAGAGUUGAACAUACACUUUUUUUUAAAAUCUGGAACCAUUUUUAAAAGCUAUGAUAAGUAAAGUACAUGUGUUUAGUAUAGC
Messenger RNA from Myotis daubentonii (Daubenton's bat), 4474 nucleotides. Its product is annotated as zinc finger protein 211-like. The record is from RefSeq and is a predicted model, not a curated record. NCBI's taxonomy places the organism in Eukaryota, Metazoa, Chordata, Mammalia, Chiroptera, Vespertilionidae. Gene Ontology annotation, biological process: regulation of DNA-templated transcription.